GCUUUGGGUUGUGUGUGGCCUGUUAUGUAACAAUGUUGGAGCAGUUUGCGGACUCGAUGCCUUUGGUGAGAAAAGUUUUGUUUUUCAUCACUUCAGCGUGACGACAUGGAUACAUUUAAAAUAAAAAAUAAAAAUAAAAAAAAACAUCCAACAUUUCACUGGCUUCUUUUUCAUUAAAGAAACUUGUCACUACUUGAAAUCUCUUAUCUUCGCUUCGUUGAGCCUCGUGUGUUUACAUGGUCCUUUAAAAUCAUAAAAGAAAUACCAGCGAUUAUUGCACAGCGCUAUCAUCUGACAGAAUGUGCAAACGGGGCAUGGUUCUCUUAGUCAUAACUGUUCGGGAUGGCUUAUCUUGGCAUUGACAGAGGGGAAACGACGUAAGGGAUUAACCAGCCGUGUAAAUGAUUGAAUAAAUCACGGUGACAUCUUUGGGCUGGGGCUCGUAAAGCCUGAAGGAGCAGCAUCCACUUCAGACUUUGAUCAGAACAUGCUGGAGAGUACAGUUCAGGUGUGAGAAGAGUCACAAGGUUCCCUGUCAACCUGGUGACAGUUUUUACCCAGGUGAGUUUCCUCAACUCAAACCAGCUCGGUUUUAAUUCUCAAAACUUUGACCGUCAAAGUUCUCGAUCGGGUUGCUUCUUUCCUGAGAGAGUUGACGUUUUUCAUCUCUAGUUUUAAAGGCCUGCGGUUGCCAUGGCGGUACGCCGCUUGUCGUUUUGGGCGGCUGUGCUGCUCCUGGCCUCCUUGGACCUCUGGUGCUCCUCUUCCUCGCCUCCCUGUCCGGAAUCCUGCGUUUGCCGAGGAGCUCUGCUGCUGAACUGCUCGUUGGCCGGCCUGUCCUCGGUGCCGCAGCCCGUCCAGGACCCGAUUGCCGAGCUCGACUUGUCUCAUAACCUCCUCAGCUCUGUCUCUUUUCAUCAACCGCAUCCCAACCUCAGGAACCUAUGGCUGGGGAACAACAGCAUCCCGCACUUGUCUCUCUGCAUAGAGAGAACCGCCACGGCUCGACGUCUCGGGCGUCGCUCGGCGGCCGGGAGCCGGUCCAGGUGCCUGACCUGGGCCCCCGCCUUGCAGCUGCUAUCAGCUGAGAGGAACCUGCUGGAGCGGCUGCCGCGGGGCCUGGAUGCUGCUGAAUCCUUACAGGUCCUGGCGCUGUCUUUCAACAGGAUCUCAAGUCUUGAACCAGGAGUCCUCGGCGACCUUCAUCAGCUGCAGGAGCUUCAUUUACAGCAUAACCUGAUUACACAUCUGGAUCCACAGAUGUUUCAGAAAUUAGAGCAUCUCCAGGUUCUUGACCUGAGGUUCAACAUGUUAACAACAAUGCAGCAAUUGACAUACCUCACUUUGCGCAACAUUGGAGCAGAUGUUAAGCUGGGUGGCAACAGGUGGCGCUGUGACUGCAACAUGCGUAGUAUAAGAAGGCAGAUGGCUUAUGACAGCACCAGAGGCAUGCAGACCUGGAACAUCAUAUGUUGUGAGCCUUCCACCAUCUCGGGCAAAGACCUUCUGCAGCUGGAUGAGGAGGACCUAACAUGCUUAAGCUCUGAAAACAACUUCAAUCUUCACCGAGAUCUGACGUUGUACAGUGGCGCUGAGAUCCUGCUCUCCUGCUCAGCACAAGAGUCAGAGUGGUGGACGCCCGAUGGCCGAGCGUCUGUGAGCCAGCAAGAAGAUCGUCUGCUCAUCAGCGACUUUUCAGAGGGAGACACAGGACUGUAUGUGUGUGUGUCUGAAGAAGACCACGUACUGUCUGUUUUUAACCUCCAAAUCAGUAAAAUGAGAGGUGCAAGACAGGAAAGAAGCUUACCCGGGGUCCGCAGUCAAGCAAUCCCACAAACACCUACAAGGGGGACCGUUAGACAGACAGCUGAGGGCUUUACACACUCUGACCUAGCUUUGGCAGUGUGUCUAUCGAUUUUCUUCACGUUUCUGUUGGCGUUCAUCCUCGGAGUCCUGGCGAGACCAUGUAUCGAUAGGCUUUGGAGAAGGGUCAGCAAAAGGAAAGACUCCCCAGCGACUCAUACCGUCACUUCUGCUCAGAGACAUUACGACAACCAGGCCUUUUCAAACGCUGACGAACCAGCAGAGAUAGGACCUCACAGGGAGAGAAGAGUCACUUUUAGUCGCGUAGAGGUCACAGAGGAAAACAACGUGCAAUAUUAUGAUACUGUUGCGAGUGGCGAUCAGCAGAGCAUUAGAAGCGACGAGGUGUUUGAGUAUCAAGAAGUCGAGGUUGACUUACAUAGGCGACCCAGGGAAAAGCAGAGUGAAGACAGUAACUCAGCUGAAUUGGCUGCAGAGCGCCUGCGCAGCAUGAAGUUUGAACCUAUUCCAGACCCAGACCAGCUUGAGGAGAGGAGGAGCCUUUCAUCAUCCUCAGAUUCUUCUCAAAGUGCAUCAGAAUCAGACCAAACGACCAGAAAGCACACGACCAAGUCUCUUCAGCUGGUAGAAGACUCAUUUCAGACGAGAGCAGAUUUAUCAAUAGCCACAAAAACAGAAACCCCACAAAUAUCCAUGAAGGGCAAAAGUGAAUAUCCUGGAUCCUCUGUUCUACAUAAGGCAAACACCACAGACUCUGAUAUUUCUCAGGGUGAUGAAGAACUAUUUGAAUUCAGUGAUGGCCCUCAAAGUCCCUCAGCCAAGAAUGGCUAUGGUACAAAAGGUCCAGGAGAUAUACCGGUGUAUUCCUCUUCUGCUUCCUCUGAUUCAAGUGACAGUGACAGGGAGCCAAUGCGAACUAAAAUCAAACAAAAGACAAAAAAGAAGCAGAAGAAAGUUGCACAAAAAGCAAAACCAGGAUUAAGUUCAUCUUCUUCUUCCCACAGUGAGAGCAAAGAAAAAAUGACAUAUGUUGAUGGUAGAGGCAGAAUCAACAUUCAGCAGCUUCCACUUCAAGAGUCCAAAACAAAAAUUUAUAAUUCAGAUGAACAUUGGCCUGCUCUAGAUCUUCAGCACAUUCCUCGUCUCAAAAGGCGUCUCGAUAUCAAAGCCCUGUUACCAAGUUCGACAAAAAAGAAGCAGAAGAAAGUUGCACAAAAAAGCAAAACCAGGAUUAAGUUCAUCUUCUUUCUCUUCCCACAGUGA
This is a messenger RNA of Gambusia affinis (western mosquitofish), 3087 nucleotides long. RefSeq lists its product as uncharacterized. Lineage: Eukaryota; Metazoa; Chordata; Actinopteri; Cyprinodontiformes; Poeciliidae. The record is from RefSeq and is a predicted model, not a curated record. Gene Ontology annotation, molecular function: protein binding. Bases 694 to 3087 code for a protein of 797 amino acids. The transcript is spliced from 4 exons.